Elephantulus edwardii (Cape elephant shrew) is the source of this 699-nucleotide messenger RNA. RefSeq names its product density-regulated protein (gene DENR). Bases 100 to 699 code for a protein of 199 amino acids. The transcript is spliced from 8 exons. The record is from RefSeq and is a predicted model, not a curated record. Gene Ontology annotation, biological process: formation of translation preinitiation complex; translation reinitiation. Lineage: Eukaryota; Metazoa; Chordata; Mammalia; Macroscelidea; Macroscelididae. Gene Ontology annotation, molecular function: mRNA binding; translation initiation factor activity.
CGGCCCUGGCCGGGAAGAGGAGUUGCAUGUGUCAGUUCAGCUGGAGGGAGCGGCGGGAGCGGAGGCGGCGGGAGCUGUGCAACCGCNNNGGUGUGUGAGAUGGCUACUGACCUUUCUGAUUCCAGCGGGCCUGACUGUAAAGGAGACCCGAAGAGCAACGCUGCCAGGCCGGAUACAGAUUACCCACUUCGCGUGCUUUAUUGCGGAGUCUGUUCAUUACCAGUAGAGUACUGUGAAUACAUGCCAGAUGUUGCUAAAUGUAGACAAUGGUUAGAGAAGAAUUUUCCGAAGGAGUUUGCAAAGCUUAGUGUAGGCAAUUCCCCCAAACAAGAAGCUGGAAUCAGCGAGGGUCAAGGAACGGCAGGGGAGGAGGAGGAAAAGAAGAAGCAGAAGAGAGGUGGAAGGGGUCAGAUCAAACAGAAAAAGAAGACUGUGCCACAGAAGGUGACAAUCGCCAAGAUACCCAGAGCAAAGAAGAAAUACGUCACCAGAGUGUGUGGCCUCGCCACCUUCGAAAUUGAUCUUAAAGAAGCACAAAGAUUUUUUGCUCAGAAAUUCUCCUGCGGUGCCUCAGUCACGGGGGAGGAUGAGAUCAUCAUUCAGGGAGAUUUUACAGAUGACAUAAUCGAUGUCAUUCAGGAGAAGUGGCCAGAGGUGGAUGAUGACAGCAUUGAAGAUCUCGGAGAAGUAAAGAAGUGA